AUGACCGUUGUUGCAGACACUUACCACCUCACUACUUUCCAAAUGGCAGUAGCGUCAGCUCCACCGCCAGCUCUCGUUUCGCGACCGGCCACCGACGGCAGACAAGCCGCGGGCGGGGACGCGGGCGGGCGCCAGGGGCGCUGCGGAGCCCCGGCCGAGGCGUCGCCCGCCGGGCACCCAGCGAGGGACGCGUCCCGUGGUCGGACGGCGUUGGCCAUCUGGCCGCGGGUCGCACGGCCGAGGACUGGCUCCGAGGGGCAGGGCGCCCCGGGGCAGCGCUUGAGGCUGGAGACCCGGGACCAGCGGAUGCCCCGGAGCGCGCGCCCAGCGCCACCGCCGCUGCUGUGCCUGCUGAUGGGGCGGGAGCCGGAGCGCGCGGCACGUGAGGGGUGCGGGCGGCCGCGGAUCGCGGAGGGCCCAGGUCGGACCCCUAGUUCCGUCCCGGAGCGAGGCUGGGGGUGGAGAGAGUCCGUGGGGCUGCCCAUUGUGGUCCAUGGCCCAGCUUCCUUGGCAAAGGUGGUAAUGGCAGAACUGGCCAGCCUGAAGUUAGACAAUGAGCCAUGGCCUGGAGAAGAGCACUGGUGUCUGCAGAGCCCCUCCUCCCGGGAGUCCUCCAUCUCACGGAACACUCACCGAGCCGUGGUGCAGGCCGAUUCAUUGCCCCUUAGAGAUGCGGAAAUCAAGGCCUGGAGCUGAGAAAUGACUUCCUCACCGCCACACAGCUAGAGAGUGGCAGUGCCGCUUGGACGGUGGGGCAGGUAUGCAGAGCCCUGCGACAGCAUCUGAACUUAAAGAGAAGAGAAACCGACUCGCAGUGUCUGCUGUGGGAGCAGGAGGGAUGGGUCACGGAGACGAUGCCACCAACUUGUCAACGAUGCUUCAAGCUAAGAAGGAUGCUGACCUUUUUACCAGGCAUUUCUGGGGCACAUAAAAUUCCACAUAAAGGAAGCUUGCAAAACAACCAGCUUUGUUUUAAUCACACCCUUUUAAACUGUGAGCUGGAAACCAGAUGCUUACACUUAACUGGAGGUGAGUGUAAAGCGUGGGGAAGCCCCAGAGCGGGGCUGAGAAACUUUGUAGGAGUGAAGGCCAUGAGCCUGUGUGCAUGGUCUUUGGCCUCAGCGUUUGAUUGACGUACUGGUUGAUUAUUUAUUUAAACUAUUUAAUUGUGAUUAAAUACACCUAACAUAAA
This is a messenger RNA of Lemur catta (Ring-tailed lemur), 1192 nucleotides long. RefSeq lists its product as uncharacterized. NCBI's taxonomy places the organism in Eukaryota, Metazoa, Chordata, Mammalia, Primates, Lemuridae. The transcript is spliced from 5 exons. The coding region runs from base 1 to 696 and encodes 231 amino acids. The record is from RefSeq and is a predicted model, not a curated record.